Oncorhynchus mykiss (rainbow trout) is the source of this 1476-nucleotide messenger RNA. Lineage: Eukaryota; Metazoa; Chordata; Actinopteri; Salmoniformes; Salmonidae. The record is from RefSeq and is a predicted model, not a curated record.
AGCACUAAUCAUCAUCACUCAAGGAAUUCACGCGAAUUCGUUUUUAAUCAUAAUCUCAGACAAUUUGAGGAAUAAAAGGAGAAUAAGACGAAUUUCUUGUCAUUUUGAUGGCAGGUGCCCUGGUAACUGAUAGUAUGAAGAAGGGGACGUCACUUCAAGCGCUAUGUUGAUCCCAGCAGCCCUCCUAUCCAGAGAUGCUCACCAGCUCAGACAAAUCUCUAUCUCUGAUGCCCGACCACUGUGCCCCAGCGGGUUUGGCUUCCGGGCCCAAAGGCAGCACAUCCAGUAGGGUGUAUGGCACUCGCUCCUCCCUCUCUCUCCCUGAGCCAGAGCCAUGGCGCCGGACCCCCAGCCCAGGCACCACCCGUCAAGGGGGCCUUGUCCAGGAGUCCCGCUCCUGCUCCUUGCAGGUUCCCCACUCCGGCCUGGAGACCCUGGAUCUACCCCCGCGUGCGACCAGCUUCGAUGUCCCUUACAGGAUGGAAGAGGCAGGGUCGGACACAGGCUCAGGGUCUGUGAGCCCCUGUAGUAUGCAGAGGAGACGAGGUGGCAUCGUGGAUCAGAGAGAUGUGAUCAGGGCCCACGAGUCGCACAAGAUGCAGAGCACACCACAGGCCCGCAGGAAAGACUGGGAAAUGGCUCGGUUUGGAGAUGAGGUUCAGAUGACGAUGGAUUCCCGAGACUCCGGGGACCCGGAGCGCGGGGAGGACGGCGGGGACACGGCUUCAGGUACAGGGUCAGGGACGCUAAAACAAACCAAAGCGGCGAGGGCGCGCACCAUGGCUCUCUACAACCCUAUACCCCACCGGCAGAACUGCCUCACUGUCAACAGGUCGCUCUUCAUAUUCGCCGAGGACAAUUUAAUUCGGAAAACCGCCAAGAGGAUCAUAGAAUGGCCAUAUCCUUCCUUAUACUAUACAUACUCACUCACACGUUAUCACAGCACUCAAGAUUUGUUUAGUGUUGUCCGUCCAUUGUCAAAAAGUAUUGCUAACUGCUACUUUGACUGUAGCGCAUAUCAGCACAAUGGACAGCGCCCGUAUCUAUAUUAUAAUGGCUGUCCUCAGUCGUCACUUUUAAUUGAGUUCUUUAGAUUUGAUUGGACUGUUAUAGUAGGCCUUCAGUUUGUUCUUCAUUUUUAUUUUCUUCAUUUUUUUGAGGUACAUUUGUCUAUUAGUCAGUCUAUUAGUCAGAAAUACACGUUUUUGUUGUUGCCUUUUUCUAUGCUAAAUCUAUCAAUAUCCACCAAAGACCACAGAGAGCUGAGUUUUGUCAUGCUUAUACUUACGGUAUAAUGCUUAUACUAAUACUUUAUUGUGCUCUACAGAUAAUGCAUUGAUUCCAUAAUGCAAUACACUGCUCGUUAGAGAUGUAUCAUCAUCCUCAAACAUUGUGCCACUCUGCUGCUUCCUGUUAUUUAACCACCAUCCCAGUUGUUGUGUGGGUGUACAACCAGAGUGGUCAAGACAAGCUGAA